Molecule: messenger RNA, 3723 nt
Organism: Hippoglossus stenolepis (Pacific halibut)
Lineage: Eukaryota; Metazoa; Chordata; Actinopteri; Pleuronectiformes; Pleuronectidae
Gene: miip
Product: migration and invasion inhibitory protein
Exons: 9
Coding region: 104-1282 (392 amino acids)
Biological process (GO): negative regulation of G2/M transition of mitotic cell cycle; negative regulation of cell migration
Source: RefSeq, a predicted model, not a curated record
UGUCAACGCGUUGUUAUGGAGUCCGGGUUCAAUUCGAAACUUCAGCUGUUCGUUUCACCUGCGGCUCGAUCAACGGGAUCAAAACGUGGUUUAACGUGUGAAAAUGUCUUCCACCGAACCAGCGGACUUUCUACGAGAGCGUAACAAAGAUCUACUGAAGCGGCUGAAGCAGCAGAGAGAGAAACUGGAGCGUGUGAGCGGCUGCAGCCGAAAGAGGGACCGAGAGGACGAGGCUGAGGAGAGGAGACAGCCCGGGGAGACGGUGCCUGGGACCGAGGGAGGCCGAGGUCCUGCCAGGGCCGGCCUCACCAGACCCGCCGUGAGAUUUGCGGAAUCUCCAUCAGAUACAUGCGAGAGACAAGCAGGCAUCAAGCACACCCUUGUUACUCCACCGUCGCAGACCGCUCAAUGUGCGGACUCGUCAGACCUUCUCGAUGACGGUGAAAGACAUCUUCAAAUCCAGGACAGGCUGCAGGACACAUCACAUAUGACCAAGUCCUGUUUAGUGAAGAACUGCAAAGAAGAUAGUGAGGAGCUGAGCCCAGUCACAUUUGACGAAUGUGUAGAAACCCCUGUGUCUGACAGGCAUCAUUUGCAGCCCUUGCUUGGAUAUGACUGGAUAGCAGGAGUCCUUGAUGCUGAGGACACGUUUGUAGAGCGCUCCGAUGAAUUCUUCAACGAUCUCCGCAAUUUCCGAUCGCUGCACAAGGAUGAGUGUGUCCACAGCCCACAAGCAGAGUCUCUUCCUAGAUUAUCUGUGGAGAACCAUUCAGGGCUGACGCUGCUAACAGACAAGGAUGACACCGAAGCCAACACAGACAAUCAUCAGUGUACAUUCUCUUACAGGAUUAACAGUAGACUGUUCCCUGUCCCGCUUCACCAUCAGGAGUGCUGUCCUGUCUGCAAAAAGCCCAAGUCCUCCCACCCUCACACUACUGCUGAACCAGCUCUUAUCAGGGUCAGCAUCCCUCGCUCCACUCUCUUGCCACCCUACAAGUACAAAGCCCACCGGCGAUGUAGCUUUGACUCUUCUGAUAGUUUGGGGUUACCUUCGCACUGUCUCUCAGGCUGGUCCCACACAGGUCAGAGCACCCUGCCACCACCCAGCAGCCUCGACCUGCGGAGCAGUUUGAAUACGAAGAACAAUGAACUUGAGAAUCUCUCUGUGCCUGUGAACCAGAUCUCUGACCAGAUAUCAAAUGUGUCAAAGUUGGCACGUCACAACUUCCAACACUUCUCUCCCAGGAAUAAAAUGGGAAGCACAUCAUACCCAGGGUGCUGACGAAUGAAAACUGUUUUAAGUGAUCAUUGUUUAUACUGUGAGCCAUUAGACACCAUCCAAGAGGAUUUCCCAUGGAUAAUGAUGGACGACAUGACAGCUCUCCAAAAAUGAAGCCAAAGCAUCUUGAUGCCUGGUGGCUGGCUGCAGUAUAGAUGAUAAACCCAGCCCUCUCUAUGUUAGUGGAUGGGACAUGGACCAAACUAAACCGUCAAAGUUCAUGUCAAAUACAUUUUGAUGGUCUCCAUCAUUUUCAGUAGUUCCUAUUACACCGAUGUUUGUGCAAGUGGUCAUUUGUCCAGUAAGUUUGGCUUUAAUUAGUUAUUUGAUGCCAUAAAAAGUAAUUAGUCUAUUUUCUAUAUACAGUCUACGAUCUGUUCGUCUUUUUUUGUAAACAGAUCAUUUCGAUAAUGCCUUUCUGUUCCGUCUCUAGGGAAUGUGUUUGCUUACAUUAUAUUUUUUUGAACAAAAAACAUUGGAUAGAUAAUAUCAUAAUUUUUCCAAAGAGAUUAAGCUCUACAUGUGACUGUCGGCCUCAUGAAUGCCAGGCAAGAGGUGUUAUGCCCCAGAUUAAAGAAAAUAGUUUACCACAUUAUUCCUAAAAGUUCAAUUUGAGUUUCCUCUGUAAAUCUCACAAUACAGAGGAAGUCGUUUUGAGUCAUGUCUGUUGCUUGGAGACGCCUGUUUGUUUCCCUUUCCAGCUGUACACUUUGGCUACCAGGUUCAAACGUAUUUUAGUUUUUAACUUCCUUUGACACUUCCUCACUGUGGUACCAUGAAGACAGUAAAAACAAAGGCAGUAGGUGCUAUACAUGUGUUGUAUUUCACAGGAAAUCACAACCACAUAUACUUCAUGUCAAAUACUUUAGCCAUCCACACCAUCACUGUAAAUGUUCCAUUUUGUGUCAUGCAGGCCGAUGGAUUUGAAGAAAAUGUAUCAGGGUGUGUUAAAAUAAAAUCAAGAAAAAUUAUGAGCGCAAUAAAGUAAAAGUUAAGUAAAUAAAGUUUGGUGCUGCGUACAGCUCACCUGGUAGAGCUGUCACCUCAACUUGCAGAGGCCCGGGUUCGAUUCCGACCCACGGCCACUUAUGCAUAUCCUCCCCCGCUCUCUCUCUCUCUCUCCCUUUCACAAGCUUACUAUGUCCUAUCCAUUAAAAAGGCAAUAAAAAGCCCCAAAAAAUACAUUUGUAAAUAAAGUUAAUUACAUUUCCUUUAUUUAGUUUAUUUUAGUUCAACACUAAUUUGACAGCAAUGAUUUGAAUGAUCUGCACUGAACCGAUAUGCAAUAAAAUUGAGUGUAUAAGCAGGCAGUUUGUUCAUACCUGACUCAAACUUUAUUAUUUAAAAAUCCUAAUAAUUACUCAACACUAAUGUACAGGAUCUGAGAUCAGUGCACCAAACCACAGACACAUGAAAUUUCACUUCUACAUGACACAGUUUCAACUACAGCAACAAAGUCAAAUACCGAUCACAUCAUAAGACGUUAUUUAAUAACACACACAAGUACAAGAGCAAGGGGCUGCUACUGCUCGACUCGAGUAGCAGAGAUUGAGGAUGUGGGAGGGGAAACUUUAAAAUGAAAUGUCAGCAUCUUAUACAGGAACAAAAAAAAUGAAACACAUGGGCAUUAAACCGGUCACAACAUGAGCGAUUGUACUUGGGCGUAUUUAUAAGGGGAAAGUUUUUGACGAAAAUAAAGUAGUUAUGGGUGAGGUGGGCUUCUGUGGCUUUCUCAGUAACACGUCAGUAUUGCCAGGCAGUCACACAGGGUUUCUGGUUGAAAUUAUUCUUUUUAUCACAACAGCUACACUAUCCUACCACAGCUUAGACACCUUAGGCAUGAACGUCGUCUCCUAAGUACUCCUUCUCAAAUUUAGAAGGAGUACUUUAGAAUCUAAAUAGAGUAGAUAGGGAUCAUGUCCUCAUAAUUCAAAAAUCUACAAAACCAAUGUCGAUGAACAGUUGACACACACAACUGGGCUCUGAGGGACUUCACUGUAUCUGGACUUGUCUGGUUAUAAACAAGAAGAGAAAGUAUAAGUGAGUCCACUUCCUGUUUCCUCUGCUGCUGAGUUUAUUUCAUAGCUAAAAGUGAGCCCUGAACAUUGUCCACCUAUUCAUACAAAUGAAUGAGACAAAGAGCAUGGAGGAUAAACUAAUUUUCACACUUGUACUUGUAUGCUUGUUAUUAUACAGAAAAUACCUUACACUAUAAUAAUUAAUGAAUGAGAUAUGAAUUGACCAUGGUGGGACCAGUAUUUUUGGCUACUGCUGGUUUUGCAACAGAAGUAACUCACCAAAGUCCCAGGACCCCACUAUUGUGUUUGGUUUUGGUUUAGUCGGAGGGUUUACUGGGACACUUCAUGGAACUGAGCCAUUGGUAAUGUUAUUAAAUUCAAAAGUGCUUUUCUCUGUCAUGUCAUUAAAAACAUUCACUGUGAAAA